Bacillus rossius redtenbacheri is the source of this 1140-nucleotide messenger RNA. RefSeq names its product doublesex- and mab-3-related transcription factor A2 (gene dmrt93B). The transcript is spliced from 6 exons. Gene Ontology annotation, cellular component: nucleus. The coding region runs from base 1 to 1140 and encodes 379 amino acids. NCBI's taxonomy places the organism in Eukaryota, Metazoa, Arthropoda, Insecta, Phasmatodea, Bacillidae. The record is from RefSeq and is a predicted model, not a curated record. Gene Ontology annotation, biological process: sex differentiation; regulation of transcription by RNA polymerase II. Gene Ontology annotation, molecular function: DNA-binding transcription factor activity, RNA polymerase II-specific; RNA polymerase II cis-regulatory region sequence-specific DNA binding; protein binding.
AUGCGACCCCGGCCCGAGUGCAAGUGUGUGCAGGUGUGCGCGAUGCGACCCCGGCCCGAGUGCAAGUGUCUGCAGGUGUGCGCGAUGCGACCCCGGCCCGAGUGCAAGUGUCUGCAGGUGUGCGCGAUGUCGCGGGACAUGCUGGGCUCGGGCCGCGGUCGGCCGGCGCCGCCCCCAGCCGCCGCCGCCGCCGCCGCCGCCUACCCCACGACGGAGAAGGGCGCGCGGCGGCCCAAGUGCGCGCGCUGCCGCAACCACGGCAUGAUCAGCUGGCUCAAGGGCCACAAGCGCCAGUGCCGCUUCAAGAGCUGCGUGUGCGCCAAGUGCAACCUGAUCGCCGAGCGGCAGCGCGUCAUGGCUGCGCAGGUGGCGCUGAAGAGGCAGCAGGCGCAGGAGGACGCCAUAGCGCUGCGGCUGGAGGCGGUGCGCACCGGCGCGCAGUACGGCUACCUGCCGCCAGGGCCCAUCUACGGCAUGACCAUCACCGGGCCCGAAGACUCGCGGCGGAGGGAGGAGGCCGCCGCCAGGUCGCCGUCGCCCGAGCCGGCGGCAGACCAGGACCAGGACCAGGACAAGGAGGAGGACAAGGACAAGGAGGAGAACAAGGAGGACAAGGACAAGGAGGAGCGCGCGCGGCCGCCGCCGGCCUCGCUGGAGGUGCUGGUGCGCCUGUUCCCCGACAAGAAGCGCUCCGUGCUGGAGCUGGUGCUGCGGCGCUGCGGCGACGACCUGCGGCGCGCCAUCGAGCAGAUGGUGCCGCGCGACUCCGAGCUGCCGCCGCUCGCCGCCAGGUCGGCCUUCAAGCCCGUGUCCCCGGCCGGCGGUCCCCCGGCGCCCGCCUUCGACGUGGCCGCCCCCGGCAAGGCGCCGCCCCUCGCCGCCGCCGCCAUGUCCUCCCUGCUGGCGCUGCAGGGCUACCACGCCGCCGCCGCCGCCGCCAAGUUCCUGUGCCCGCCGCCGCCGCACCUGCACCCCUCGCUCGCCUUCCCGCCGUCGCUGCUGCUGCGCCACGAGCACGCCGCCCCCGUCUUCCUGGGGCCGUACCGCGCGUGCCCGCCGCCCGCCGCCGGCGCCGGCUUCUGCGCCGAGUGCUCGUCCGCCGCCCCCGGCUCGGCGGAGCGCGGCGCCUUCGCCAGCUAG